AUGCGUAAGUGUAAAGUCUUCGUUGGUAAUUCUCACCCUGAAUUAGGGAAGUUAGUCUGUGAAAGAUUAGGUAUUGAGGAAGCUCCAUGUACAUUGAAAAAAUUUGCCAAUGGUGAAACAUCUGUUCAAAUUGGUGUUUCUGUCCGUGACGAAGACGUUUAUGUCAUUCAAUCUGGCUCUCCUACCAUCAAUGACCAUAUUAUGGAAUUACUGAUUCUGGUUUCGGCUUGUAGAGGUGGUUCUGCAAGAAAAAUCACUGCAGUGAUCCCACAAUUCCCAUAUUCUAAACAAUGUAAGAUGAAGAAGCAUAGAGGUGCUAUCACAGCCAGAAUGUUGGCUAAUUUAUUAGUCAUGGCAGGUGCUGAUCAUGUUGUAUCUAUGGAUUUGCAUGCUUCUCAAAUGCAAGGGUUCUUCACAAAACCUGUGGAUAAUUUAUAUGGUGGUCCAAGUUUAGCUAAGUGGAUUAGAGAAAACGUGGAAGAUUAUGAAGAUGCCGUUGUCGUUUCAAAGAACCCAGGUGGUACUAAGAGAGUCACUGCCUUGGCUGACUCUUUGAAGAUUAACUUCGCUAUGAUUCAUACUGAUCGUCGUCGUGCUAAGGAUCUAUACUCUCAAAAUAGAGACUUGAAACAAUUGAGACUAAGAAAACAAUCUAUGUUGAGGAAAAAUAAACCUAUUGUUAGACAAGGUGAUGAUCCAGAUGAAGAGGAAAACAUAAUUUUAACAAACGGUAUCCAAACGGCAAGAAUUCGUAAUGGUCAUGUCAUUGGUGAUGACGAAGAAGAUGAGGAAGCUAGAGAUGAAAGUGCCUUGGAGUCAGAUAACGACGAUGCCCCAUCAGUUAGUGCUAGUGAUUCCUAUGCUCUUGGUGGUACCUAUGAUGCUAUCGAUUCUGAAGAUGAAGAAGAAGUUGAAGAAUUACAGAAGGAACAACUAAUUACCUUAGUCGGUAAUGUUCGUGAUCGUUCUGCCAUCAUUCUUGACGAUAUGAUUGAUAGACCUGGUUCUUUUAUCAGUGCAGCUGAGCAUUUGGUCCAAAAUUGUGGUGCUAAGAAGGUAUAUGUUGUGGCUACUCAUGGUAUAUUUACAGGUGAUUGUUUUGAAGAGUUAGAAAAGUGCCAAUAUAUCGAUAAGAUCGUGGUUACAAAUACUUAUCCAAUCACACAAGAACACUUAGCUUCACCAAAAUUAGUCGUCAUUGAUGUCUCGCCUAUAUUUGCUGAAUGUAUUCGUCGUGAUCACUACGGUGAAAGCAUUUCUGUCUUAUUUGACUCAUUAGCAUCCCUCUAA
This is a messenger RNA of Naumovozyma castellii, 1290 nucleotides long. It is a transcript of the gene PRS1, whose product is annotated as ribose phosphate diphosphokinase subunit PRS1. Lineage: Eukaryota; Fungi; Ascomycota; Saccharomycetes; Saccharomycetales; Saccharomycetaceae. The coding region runs from base 1 to 1290 and encodes 429 amino acids. The record is from RefSeq and is a predicted model, not a curated record. The transcript has a single exon.